GCGGGUCUGCCGGAAUGCGGGCGGGUAAAAAAAUCUUAGUACUUGUAAAAGCGGGAUCUGCACCUUCAGCAGACAUCAGCAGCGCAGUGAGCUGGAGAACCAUGCAGAGGGAGAACCCAGAACUGAGGACACGAGUUUACCGUCAGUUAGGCCGCAGCACUUAACUAACUUUAGAGAAACCAGUAAUUUAUAUUUGUAUAUAUAGUAAAGAAUAGUUAGGAGACUGAGAAUAAUAGUAUAUGUGUGAGAGUUAGAGCUCGAGGACUCUUCGCUAAACUCUGAAGGAAGCCUGCAGGUAUCUUCAGUCUUCUCUAUGGAUAAAUCCAAGAGUUUUCGGAUCGACGCGCUGCUGGCGGAGGAGUCGCGGAUAGUGGGUGAGAACGAUGCCGGGCUCUCCCCGGUCGAUCCCGCGGACCUGUCUCCGCAGCACCGCGGACUGCUGGCUAAACCUGGCCUCCUGAGCAUCUCCCCCCCGCCGCUGGCCCCGCUGCCCCCCGGCACUCUGGCGGGGCUCUACUCGCUUCCCCACGCGCCCAUGUGCUCCGUCCCGCACGCGCCUCUCCCUCAGCCCCACCCGGAGCACCUGCGCGCCGCAGUUUUGGCGGGACAUUUCCACCUGGAGCCCUGGAUCCGCGCCGGAGCGCUGCUGCCCAGACUGGCGCACUUCAGCGGCGCACCUCAGUCAGGCCUGAUGGGCAAGUGUCGUAGACCCCGUACAGCCUUCACCAGUCAGCAACUGUUAGAGCUGGAAAACCAGUUCAAACUGAACAAGUACCUGUCUCGACCCAAGCGCUUCGAAGUGGCCACCUCACUGAUGCUUACAGAAACACAGGUAAAAAUUUGGUUCCAGAACCGACGCAUGAAAUGGAAGCGCAGCCGCAAAGCCAAAGAGCAGGCAGCCCACAUGGAGACUGAAGGUGGUCAGCUGGGCAAACGGUCCAGCAAGGCCGGAGACACUCACCGCUGCAGUGUGCCGGAUGAUGAUGAGGAGCUGGUGGCAGAAGAAGAGGAGGAGGAGGAUGACGGCUUUGGCGUGGGCCUGUCUCAUUCUACAGACUUUGUCCAGCAUGGCUCUGAGCUAAGCUACAGCUCUCACAGCUCUUACUCAGAUGAUGACCUGGAGGAGAUUGGAGUGGACAGGAAGACUGGAGUAGGGCUCUGAAGAGUCAUCUUCACUCCUGAAUCGGAACCAUUUCCUCUUUGUAGUCCAACAGCUUGCUACAUCUAUGGCCUUUAUCAAAGACUUCACUCUCACAAAGACUGAAGCCAUGCACCAAACCCCCUUAAUCAGUUUACCAGUCUACCUAUCUAUCAGCACCCAAGUCAUAAAACAUCUGCUUUCUACUUGAGCUCCUAAUAAAUACCAGUUAAUGCAGUUAUAGGCCCAAUUUGGUAGAUGUACAAUGUAAACAGAAUGUAGCCCAUCUGCUGUCAUGCAUAAACUCACAGCAUUUGUCACUGUUACCAGAUAGCAGUGCUAAAUGGUGGCACAGUGGAACUGUGUUCUCCGGAAUGAUGCCUCUCCAAUACUUUUGGGAUGAGUUGAUUAUUUCAACAAAAGCAGGAUGAAAUAGAUCGAAUUAUUUUUAAUACAUUUAACAAUGAGCCAAUUUCCCAAUGCUUAAUUGUCCAUAUAGUGUAAUAUUUGUAUAAUUGUAGCAUUUUUAAAACAGAACAUAAAGAUUGAAAUAAUAGUUGGUGUCAGGUGUUACUAUGUACAUAGUGGCCACUACCAUUAAUAUUGUGACAGUUAUGAGAGUGCUACUUGUUUUUGUGGCCAGAAACUAAAAGAUGAUAGCUAACAUAUAUUAUGUCCAUGGCAGCAUAUGAGCUAUAUUCUCUUAUUGUACACCAGAUGGGACCUACACUCAAGCAGGUGUUUCUUAUAAACUGAUCAGCACUCUAAAAAUAACAGUGCUAAAAUAAAGCGUUCUUUGACUGGUGCCAUGAAAUAACCAGUGGGAAAAUAAUUAAGUGGGAAAAGCUUCUUAAUUAGGUAAAUAAGCUUUAACAUUGAGUGAAGCUUCUUUAACUCAUUAAAAGAUUCCUUAAACUCACAAAUCUAUUUUACAGAUAUGGUUCAUUAUAGAUCCAAAAGUGGUCCUUUUAUGGCACAUCUCCAAAAAGCCUUUUGUAGCUCCCUUCUGCAAGAGUGUAGGAGUGUACAUGGCAGCCUAUAUAUAUAUAGUAUGUAAAUAGAAUGGCCGUCAUAAGACCAGUGAUGAUAUACUUCAGUUAUUGAUUCUCAUGUUAGUUUGCACUUAAUUCCCCAGAUGUCAGCUUAUAAACUGCUAGUUUGUCCCAAAUAGGAAUGUUUUCCUACUAUGUAAAAUGUCUGUGUCCUCUGUAUUCAGGUAAGCACUGUGUGAUUAGUAGAUGAGAAUUUCUACUGAAUGCCAAAUGCGUACUUUCUUGUUGUAUAGACGCUGAUCUGUACAGACACAGGAACAAAAACAGCAUGUGUAGAAAUGAGAUGCACUCUAUUUACAAGAACAGAGGAUUACUGUACAGUGCUAAACUUUCGUUUCUCAGCCUUUUUUUUCUCAGAACUUUUUGACUGACUCUCACUGCACAGCUGAUAAAUCCUCAACAAAUACUGAGUAAGGGCAAAAGUUAAGCAGUGUGUUAUUUAGUCACUAGUCUUUGUCAUGUUUGUUAUUGGUGUGUUGUUCUCAAUGGUAUUUAAGUAUUAUAGAUUAUAUCUAAUUUAUUUGAUGUAAAAAGCAACAAUUAUUGUGUCGGAACUCUGUUAAAUUAAAUGCAAAAUAAAUAAACAGGGAAAAACAA
Astyanax mexicanus (Mexican tetra) is the source of this 2787-nucleotide messenger RNA. It is a transcript of the gene mnx2a, whose product is annotated as motor neuron and pancreas homeobox 2a. Lineage: Eukaryota; Metazoa; Chordata; Actinopteri; Characiformes; Acestrorhamphidae. Gene Ontology annotation, cellular component: nucleus. Gene Ontology annotation, biological process: central nervous system development; regulation of DNA-templated transcription; neuron projection morphogenesis. The record is from RefSeq and is a predicted model, not a curated record. Gene Ontology annotation, molecular function: DNA-binding transcription factor activity, RNA polymerase II-specific; sequence-specific double-stranded DNA binding. The coding region runs from base 314 to 1162 and encodes 282 amino acids. The transcript has 3 exons.